Messenger RNA from Eptesicus fuscus (big brown bat), 1192 nucleotides. RefSeq names its product C1q and TNF related 2 (gene C1QTNF2). NCBI's taxonomy places the organism in Eukaryota, Metazoa, Chordata, Mammalia, Chiroptera, Vespertilionidae. Bases 120 to 1019 code for a protein of 299 amino acids. The transcript has 4 exons. Gene Ontology annotation, molecular function: protein binding. The record is from RefSeq and is a predicted model, not a curated record.
CGGAGCAAGGCCGACAGCUUGGUCGCUCCGGAGGCCCCUGGACGCGCGGGGCAGCGAGGCUCCCCCCAGCCAGCUGUCACUGGGCCAUAAGUCCGGCUACUCCAGAGUUCGAUGGUGUGAUGAUGAGUGCCGCACCCCAAGACCCCUCCAAGGUGACCACCAUGAUCCCCUGGGUGCUCUUGGCCUGUGCGCUCCCUUGUGCGGCCGACCCUCUGCUUGGUGCCUUCGCCCGCAAGGAUUUCCAGAAGGGCUCCCCUCAACUUGUCUGCAGCCUACCUGGCCCCCAGGGUCCCCCCGGCCCCCCAGGAGCCCCAGGGCCCUCAGGAAUGGUGGGAAGGAUGGGCUUUCCCGGCAAAGACGGCCAGGAUGGCCAGGACGGGGACCGGGGGGACAGUGGAGAGGAAGGUCCACCUGGCCGGACAGGUAACCGGGGAAAACCAGGACCAAAGGGCAAAGCCGGGGCCAUUGGAAAGGCUGGCCCUCGCGGCCCCAAAGGGGUGAGUGGUGCCCCAGGGAAGCACGGCACACCGGGCAAGAAGGGGCCCAAGGGCAAGAAGGGGGAGCCGGGCCUCCCGGGCCCCUGCAGCUGCGGCAGUGGCCAGGCCAGGUCGGCCUUCUCGGUGGCGGUGACCAAGAGCUACCCACGGGAGCGGCUGCCCAUCAAGUUCGACAAGAUCCUGAUGAACGAGGGCGGCCACUACAACGCGUCCAGCGGCAAGUUCAUCUGCAGCGUGCCAGGGAUCUACUACUUCACCUACGACAUCACGCUGGCCAACAAGCACCUGGCCAUCGGCCUGGUGCACAACGGCCAGUACCGCAUCCGGACCUUCGACGCCAACACGGGCAACCACGACGUGGCCUCGGGCUCCACCAUCCUGGCUCUCAAGCAGGGUGACGAGGUCUGGCUCCAGAUCUUCUACUCAGAGCAGAAUGGGCUCUUCUACGACCCUUACUGGACCGACAGCCUCUUCACAGGCUUUCUCAUCUACGCCGACCAGGAGGACCCCAAUGAGGUGUAGGCAGGCCGGCGCUCGGUCUCCAGGGAGGGCACCACGCACUCCUGGUCUGGUGCUUACAGAGCGAGACCCCUAACCUGUCUACUGGGGCCGGGAGUCGGGAGCUUCUGGACUCAGGCCGACCUCCUUCCUCUGCCCCCUUUUUCUCCAUCAUUAAAUCCAAGCUUUUUUAUUCA